AUGUCCCUCAACCAGUGUCUGCUGGUAGGCCCAAAACUGCAACAAGACAUUGUUGAUGUUCUGGUUGGGUUCAGGGUGCAUAAGGUGGCAUUCACAACGGACAUCUGUAAGAUGUAUAGACAGAUUGAGGUGCUGCCGCAAUACCGAGGAUAUCAGUACAUCCUAUGGCGUGAAUCACCUCAAGUCUCUGUAAGAGAGUAUGCCCUGAACACUGUAACGUACGGGGUAAAUAGUGCUCCCUAUUUAGCCCUGAGGGUUCUCCGCUUCAUCGCCGACACGGAAUGUGCAGAUCAGCCAGACGUGAAGGGAGCGUUAUAUAACCAAACGUAUAUGGAUGACAUAUGUGUUGGCGCAGAGUCCUUGGAAGCUGCUAAAGUGCUGCAGUCUAACCUGAUCAAGACUCUUGCCAGAUCCGGCCUACAACUGAGAAAAUGGGCUAGUAAUUCACCGGAGUUGCUGGACCAUCUGCUUCCGGAAGAUCGUUCUGGAAGUCCGUUGACGUUUGAACAGAAUAAUGCCACGCAUGUGUUAGGCAUGUUGUGGAAUCAUGAUCUGGACUAUUUUUCGUUUACCGUCAACAACUUUAAAUUGGUUCUCACAAAACGAGGUGUGCUGUCUAUGAUCGCCAGGAUUUUUGAUCCGCUAGGUAUGCUGUCACCAACGAUAUUUUAUGCCAAAACCAUCAUGCAACGUCUGUGGUUCUCACAGGUUGGUUGGGACAGUCGGAUUCCAUCGGAUAUCGCGGAUGAUUGGUGCCACUUCUACCAUUCACUAGGUUGGCUGGUGGACAUCCAGAUUCCACGCUACAUCGGUUGCUACACUGGUUGUAGUUAUAUUCUCUGCGGUUUUUGUGACGCCUCCGAGAAAGGAUAUGCGGCUGUAGCGUAUCUCCGCGUGACUGAUCCGUCCGGAGCUACGGCCACAUACCUCCUGGGCGCCAAAACCAAGCUAGCACCAAUGAAGACCAUGACAACACCACGUCUGGAGCUAAGUGGUGCAUUGCUCCUUGCAUCAUGGUUGGCCAGGCUCAAGCGCAUUUUGGAGUUCCAGUUGGGAAUUUCUGAUGUCUUCGCGUGGUCUGACUCGUCCAUAGUUUUAUCGUGGUUGAACAUCCCGCAUACAUCGUUCAAGACGUUCGUGUCCAACCGGAUAUAUCAAAUCCAGUCCGCAGUACCCGGUUGCCGCUGGCAACAUGUGCGUUCUGAGGAUAAUCCGGCUGACUGCGCGUCUCGAGGUCUCCUCCCUGACGAGCUUAGGCGAUGCAAGCUCUAUUGGCGGGGUCCGACCUUCUUGCAAUCUCCAGUCGAAGCUUGGUCUCAGGAAAUUCCACAAUUAGAGUUGGAAGAGCUGCCGGAAGUAAAACCAGUGUGUUUAUUGACUUGUGAAGAUCCUCCAGUCGAAUGGUUUAUUCGGUUCUCCUCCUUUCACCAGAUGAUUCGCGUACUAGCUCAGGUACGUCGGUUCAUCCGGUUGUGUCAAAGGAGAAAGGUCGAGUUAGGUUUUCUGAAACAAUCUGAAUUAGACGAAGCUACGCUCGUGAUCGUUAGGAGUGCUCAGAAUUGUUAUUUGAGCCAGCUAGUAGACGGCCUGCGUCGGGGGAGCCCGGUCCAGUCCAAGGCGCUAGCUCGUCUGUGCCCGUUCUUGGAUUCAGAUGGUAUAAUCCGCGUUGGCGGACGGAUGCAAAACUCCAAUUGGUCGGAGAAGCGAAAGCAUCCUAUGUUAGUUCCGAAAGAAUCUCAUUUAGCCGUUCUGAUCACACGACAUUGGCAUCUAUACGCGUGUCACGCUCGACCGCGUUUGCUCAUCGCUCUCGUACAACAACGAUUUUGGGUCAUUGGCAUUCGCCCGAUAGUUCAUCGGGUGAUUCGAAAAUGCGUGUUAUGUGCAAAAAUGUCGGCUGAUCAUCCACAACCCAUCAUGGCUGCUCUGCCAGGGUUCCGGGUCCGGGAAGCCCACCCGUUUUCAAUAGUCGGCAUAGAUUACGCAGGGCCUUUGCAAAUGAAGGAGCUCAGUCUGCGGAAGGCGCGCAUCGUUAAGGUUUACAUCGCUGUUUUUGUUUGUAUGACCACCAAAGCGGUGCAUCUAGAACCAGUGUCUGCCCUCUCGACGGAAGCCUUCUUGUUAACCCUGGAUAGAUUCGUAGGUCGCCGUGGCCUUCCGUCGUCCAUCUAUUCGGAUUGUGGCACCAAUUUCGUUGGUGCGGCGAGGCAGCUGCGUCAAUUGGUCAAUAGUCCGGACAGUAGAGAUCAGUUCUCAGGUCAUAUUGCGUGUGAAUGGCACUUCAACCCUCCUGGUGCUCCCCAUUUUGGAGGAAUUUGGGAAGCCGCCGUUAAGUCGGCGAAGUCAUUGCUUGU
Macrosiphum euphorbiae (potato aphid) is the source of this 2354-nucleotide messenger RNA. Lineage: Eukaryota; Metazoa; Arthropoda; Insecta; Hemiptera; Aphididae. The record is from the annotation of a GenBank genome assembly.